Molecule: messenger RNA, 849 nt
Organism: Patiria miniata (bat star)
Lineage: Eukaryota; Metazoa; Echinodermata; Asteroidea; Valvatida; Asterinidae
Product: lactadherin-like
Exons: 5
Coding region: 1-849 (282 amino acids)
Source: RefSeq, a predicted model, not a curated record
AUGACUCGCUGUCGAAGGCGGGAAGGGAGGCUGGAGGUAGGGUUAGGGAUGGGCAUGAUGGGGAUCAGUAUUCUCGUUGAUGUGCCAAGGUAUACCCUUAUGGGCGUGGUUUCGGCUGAGCGGGUCUGCUACUUUAGCCAGGAGCCUGAUGCGAGACAUCCAGGCCGUCUUCGCUGGUUUAUGCCGGGGAGUAAGGAAGAUCAUUGCGCCUGUACCAGUACCAGACCGGGUCCCGUCUACAUGCAGCCAGUCCGUUGGUCUCAUCCACCGUUCUACACCGACACUCCCAUCUUUACCAACGACCAGGAGGACAUUCAUGACUACUUCAACUGUCAUGUACCUCCGACAGAUGAUUUGAAGUGCUCUAAGGGAGGACCCUUUGGGAUGGAAGACGGUCGCAUCCCAGACGCAAGCAUCACAGCGUCGUCAAUGUGGCAAAACAAGACCAAUCACGGACCCACCAGGGCUCGGCUUAACCUUCAAGCCGGUAGCGCCUCAGCCUGGUGUAAUACUGGAGCUAGUGAAACCCAUCCGUGGAUCCAAGUCGACCUUGGUUCCAAUGUCAUCAUCACUGGCGUUAUCACCCAGGGGCGCUGGGAUGGGAACUACCUAGAUUGGGUGACAGAGUUCGAAGUGGCCUACAGCGACGAUGGCCAAGAAUGGACCGACGUCACCGAUGAUGAAUCAAGUACACCGAUGAAGUUCCCUGGAAACUUUGACAAAAACACCCACGUGACCACCACUUUCCCGAAGGCUUUGCAGGCCAGGUUCCUGCGUAUCCUGCCUACUCAGUGGGAAAGGCACUGCUGUAUGCGCUUUGAAGUCCUCGGCUGUACAAUUAAUGAGUAA